Molecule: messenger RNA, 717 nt
Organism: Exaiptasia diaphana
Lineage: Eukaryota; Metazoa; Cnidaria; Anthozoa; Actiniaria; Aiptasiidae
Exons: 3
Coding region: 157-717 (186 amino acids)
Source: RefSeq, a predicted model, not a curated record
UCAUUGCAAACACUGGCCAUUUUAUUAGGGUUUCAUAGAGGAGGACUGCAAACAGCCCUACGAAUUUGUGCGCUAAUUUGGUAUACGAGAAGACCAGCAGAACUCUAUAUAGCAGGGGACGCAAGCUGAAUUAAGUUUAACAAAGGGCUAACGGAAAUGGGAAAGACGAGAGUUUUAGAAACUGUCUUGAGUUGUGCUGGAAUACUUUGUGCUCUUGCUUUCCAAAUCGCUGAUGCUGAUUGCCACACCUCGGUCUGGGGAGUACAACUUACGAACCAUGUCAUGUCGAACUUGACUAUCGGUGAUAUUGAUAGCUGCUAUAGGACUUGUGUCGAGAAACCGGGCUGCAGGAGUGUCAAUUAUUACAGAGACAAGUCCCUCUGUGAGCUUAAUAGCCGAACAAUGGAGAACACGCCCCAAAUGACAGUCAUCAACGAAGACUCUGUGUACUUCAAGAUUCCAGAUGCCAGAGAGCAAAUCAUUAUGAUAUUUCCUCAAGCAAGUUUAAAAACUAAAGUUGUUCUGGAGAACUGGUUGGGAAAUUUGACAGCCUUUACAGUAUGUUCAUGGAACCAGGCAGCCAUAAAAUUGGAACAGGCACUCUUCAGCUUUGCCACCAAUGAACAUCACAACGAAAUAUAUGUAGAACUCGAAAAACCAUCGUCGACCACAUUUCUACGUAUUUACAUGGUUGAAUGGAGAUCUCCGACAGGGUAA